AUGUUCCUUAGGAUAUUGGAAAAGCAUGAUGAGGUCGAGAAAGAGGAUAAAGAGGGCACUCAAAAUUCCAACGAGAAGAUUGAAAAUGGUGUUAAUUUUGAUGAUGCCAUAGGCAACAAAUUUCUUGAUGAAAAAAGUGACAUUUUUACUACCUAUAAUGAUUUAGCCAAGAGUGUGAGCUCUCAUGAUGAGUGUGGCAUACAAGUUAAAAACUUGUGGGACGUUGCCAACCUUGAAAGAAUUGAUGAAUUGUCCGUCCAUAGUAAAGAAAAGGAGCGGCAUGUCAUUAAAAAUAACGGGAGCAUCUCUAAGUACUCAAAGUUUCAUAUACGAGGUGAGGUUUCAAGAAACGACCCACAUUUUAGCAAAAUUUGCUCUCUACUAUCGUAUAAUACCCUUUGGCACCGGAUUCAAAGGAUUAAUGCACUACUUUUAGAGGAUUAG
This is a messenger RNA of Dovyalis caffra, 444 nucleotides long. Lineage: Eukaryota; Viridiplantae; Streptophyta; Magnoliopsida; Malpighiales; Salicaceae. The record is from the annotation of a GenBank genome assembly.